AUGUUGGAAGGCAAAGCUUUGGUGAAAGAAACAGACAUGUCUCCCAAGAUGCAGAUCCAUGCCAUGGCCUCUGCUUCUCAUGCCCUUGAUCUAUAUGAUGUUUCUGAUUGCAUUUCUAUUGCUGCCCAUAUCAAGAAGGAAUUUGACAGUGUGUAUGGGAAUGGGUGGCAAUGUGUGGAUAGGUUUUUGAUUCAUCCUUCUGCGUCUGAUUUUGGGUCCAUGCACUAG
Messenger RNA from Sphenostylis stenocarpa, 228 nucleotides. Lineage: Eukaryota; Viridiplantae; Streptophyta; Magnoliopsida; Fabales; Fabaceae. The record is from the annotation of a GenBank genome assembly.